GAUCCCUACAUUGACAACAACCGUUAAUUUGCCUAGUUAAACCGUCUGUGGUUGAGGUUGCCAUAGCUAGCCGUACUUUACAAUCACGAAACGUGUCUUGUGUUGGAGUAGGCGUUACAGCAGGUCUUGUUUAGGAAGCUAAUGUUGGUCAGCUAGCAUUACCGAGGGCAACAGACUAUCCAGUUAACAUUAGCGGCUGGCCAUUUCACUUUUAUAUGUGAAGUGAUGUUACUAGCUAGCUGAUUUGUGCCUUAUCUUAAUUGCUGAUGUAAACAAAUUCAGAAAUGGCAUCGGGUUUGGAAGUAUUCAAACGAAUCUCAGUAGGCUACUGUACAGAGAACUAAACACGUCCUCGAUUUUAGACAAGGAACUAAAAGAGCUAAGCUAGCGUUUUUGAAGAACUGUUAGUUAGCUUUGACAUUAACAUUAGCUAUCUAGAUAGUUAGCCUACAAUCAGAUCAAAAAUGUCGAGUUCAGCUCUGUUCCAGACCAAAUUAGUAUCAAUCAUGGAGAUACUUGUAAAUUCGGCAGUGGCCGAUAUUUGCAGAUUAGUGGACGACGGUUCUGCUGUUUUGCAUUUCGAAAUUUCUAGAAGUAAAUCAGAAAAUGAGGACCUGAGGUUGAAAUUACAAUUACUGGAAAGAGAGUUGCAAACGGUGAGAAGAGGAAGGGAGAGAUCAUUGAACUCUGUUGGUAUUCAGUGUGUGGACUUCGAUGAACGUAAGGAACUGUCCUUUACGAUUAAACAAGAACACCACAACGGUCUGCAAGAAGAGAAGGAGGAGAGGACAGCUGGAAACAGUACUACUGGUCUAUCACAGGCGAUACAUGGUCAAUUUGAGUGGCAGCACCAUGCUGAAGAUUGGCCUUUACCUGAGCAGUCAGCUAGAACAGACAAAUCAGGUGGCUCAGGUCUUGUAAAGGAUCUUACCAAUAACCAUUGGGAACUUAAUACAAGACAUCACAGGGCUACAAAAACCCUUACUCAGGUCAACAGUCAUCAGCCAGAAAGGCCAGCAGAAGGACACUUUCAAGUCGGAGGGCUGAAGAAGUUGAGAAAGAAUUCUAGAUUAGGAUCUCGAUGUGACGAGACUCACAGAGGAGAGAGCAGUUGGCCCCUGAAGUCUGAGAAUAAAUCUCAUUGUGAGCAGGAUGGCAAAGAUAAUGAGAAACAACCGGAGCUGCAGCAGCAUCAACAGCAGCUGCCUUUAUCUCCUUCAGGGCCCUAUGCUGAUCUAAGAGGUAAGAUGACCUUUCCAUCUGAUGUCUGUGAGGUAGAGUAUGAACUGGAUGACGAGGACUGCAAUCAGGGGGACCAAGGCAAUAUUAACUCUGGACCACAAACAAGACCAAAACAGGUGGAAGAGGGUGAGGGGAGUAGUAACGGACAGGUAGAGCAUGCUCACCCAGACGUUUCACCUAGAAGCCUUUACCAAGUAGCGUCUGACUUGACCUUUGCCCUGCGAGGGGUGGCUGGCGGGGGCAUGCCAGCAGGUUUGGCACCACCAGGCCCAUCGGCUGCUCGUCCACACGUGUGUCCACAGUGCGGGCGUGGCUUUGCCCAUACGCACGUGCUGAAGCGCCACCUGGUGGUCCACUCCGGCCUGCGUCCACAUGCUUGCAGCUUCUGUGGCAAACGCUUCUCUCUGCGCGAUAGCCUGAGGCGGCACCAGCGCAUCCACACAGGUGAGAGGCCCUACGGCUGUCAGCUGUGUGGCAAGCGCUUCACUCAGCGGACGCACCUCAACAUCCACCUGUCUGUGCACACUGGCAUACGACCUUUCACCUGUGUGCACUGUGGAAGGAGCUUCACCCAGACGCAUGUUCUGCGCAGGCACAUGCGGGUCCAUGCAGCCGAGGGGCUGUCAUUUUAUCAAGAAGACUCUUAAAGGAUCGGGCUUUGUGGGGUGGGGUGUUGGGUUCAUACAACUUGUGGCUUAUGGGGUCAUUCUGGACCAAUGUAGCUUUGUAUAAGUAACAGUAACCAACUCUCGUGAAGGUACACAGAUCUUAAUUUCCUUAACCCCAAGAACAUAAUUUUGAUUUGGAUUUAACUUGAAUCUGAACUCAGCUAAACACAGUGUGGGCAUGUCAGAAUGAUGCAUCUGGGGUCUCAUAUAUCAAAGAAUGCACACAUCAUUCUGUAAAUGUGAUCUUGCCUUCCACAUCAUGCAUAUGAGUUACAAGAGGGGUCAUUUCCUUAAACACCUUCAAAUAAACUUGGAUGGUACACGGUCUCCCUUUAUGUUGUAUUAUGGUGUGACUGGUAAGUACCAUCAUUAUAGGCAGUAUGUUGACAUUGAGUUCAGGCAGUAGAAUUCAGAACUGUGUAGGAAGUAGCAUUUCUUUCCGUAAAUUCCAAACAUUUCAUGAAAACAAUCAUGCACAUGUACAUGGUUAGCACACUGAACUGUGCAUGUGCAUACUGAUAGGUGAGGCCUCUGGUAAACAUACAUGGAGACUUUUUUUGGUGCUACGACGUCCCUGUCCUAUUAAAUAUAUUAUGACUGUAAGUGUGUGGUUUGCUGAAGUCUCUGUAAAUCUUGUUGAGGAUAAUGACUUUAUGAUAAUUAAUGUUGUGAAAAUGUUUAUGAAAUGGUAGUAAAUACAAAUAUACUUUUUGCUGUGGA
Clupea harengus (Atlantic herring) is the source of this 2630-nucleotide messenger RNA. RefSeq lists its product as uncharacterized. Lineage: Eukaryota; Metazoa; Chordata; Actinopteri; Clupeiformes; Clupeidae. The record is from RefSeq and is a predicted model, not a curated record. Gene Ontology annotation, biological process: regulation of gene expression. Gene Ontology annotation, cellular component: nucleus.